AUGGUUCUCAGCACAAUGCAUGCCUUGACCCAACGGAUGGCUUUCGACCUAAACCUCUUUGGCAACGGCGCUGUGCUUGGUUGUGACUUCACAGGCAAAGUCGAGCGUCUUGGUAAAGAAGUUUCCAAGAUAGCAGAAGGCGAUACGAUUGCCGGCCUUCUUUGGGGUGGUGAAGUUAAAGGUCUAGGAGCGUUUAGUGAAUACACGAAGGCCCAUGAAAGUAUCUGCUUUCGAGUGCCCAAGAACAUUUCACUCCGAGAGGCUGCUACUGUACCGCUAGCGUCUAUAACGGCUUGGCUUGCCUUCUUUUCGAAAGAUUGUCUUGAUAUUGACCGUACUAAAUCGGACACUGUUGUCUUGAUUUGGGGCGGAAGCUUCCUUGUCAGGUCACUUGGGGCAACCCAUGUAUUCGAUUAUAACGAUUCUGAUGUGGUGAAAUCGAUCAAGGAUACCGCCCCUGGUUUGCAAUAUGUGUUCGACGCCAUUGGCAACAAAAUGUCUUCCACCACUGCAUCUCAAGCCAUUGAUGAGAAUGGUGGCACCCUCACUACUGUCAGGCCUGAUAAGAGCUUCACUGAAAAUGUGACGAAGCAGACCAAAGUCACACCCGUGCUUGUUUGGACCGCUUUCAACAGAGUUAUCCAGUACAAGAAGGCUCAGUUUCCUGCAAGCGAAGACGAUCACAAACUCCGUGCCGAAUUCAAUGAGAAACUCCCUGUGUGGAUUGAGGAGGGCAAGAUCAAGCCUAACAAACCAAAAGUUAUCCCUGGUGGGUUGGACGCUGUUGUGCAAGGGUUUCAGGAGUAUCGGGAUGACAAGAUUUCUGGUUACAAGCUCGUGUAUGAACUCUGA
Molecule: messenger RNA, 852 nt
Organism: Fusarium redolens
Lineage: Eukaryota; Fungi; Ascomycota; Sordariomycetes; Hypocreales; Nectriaceae
Product: chaperonin 10-like protein
Exons: 5
Coding region: 1-852 (283 amino acids)
Molecular function (GO): oxidoreductase activity, acting on NAD(P)H
Source: RefSeq, a predicted model, not a curated record